CCAUACAAAUAGUCUGCGUGAUGCGUCUUUUCUUUCUUUCCGGUUGUACCCACGCGGUUGGUUACACAGCUUUUCCUGGCUCACCGCUGUUCGCUCCGUAGAUUACCGGACUUCACCGUCGGACGAAUAAGUCGGCCAGGAAGGUUAUCACUAUGGCAUUUAAAGAUACAGGGAAAGCACCUGUUGAACAGGAAGUGGCCAUUCAUCGUAUCAGAAUAACACUCACAAGUCGUAAUGUGAAAUCCCUUGAAAAAGUAUGUGCUGAUUUGAUCCGAGGAGCAAAAGAAAAGAACUUGAAAGUUAAAGGACCAGUGCGCAUGCCCACCAAGACUCUUCGCAUUACUACAAGGAAAACACCAUGUGGUGAAGGUUCCAAAACAUGGGAUCGUUUUCAAAUGCGUAUCCACAAGCGCCUGAUUGACCUUCACAGUCCAUCUGAGAUUGUCAAGCAAAUUACUUCUAUCAGUAUUGAGCCCGGUGUAGAAGUUGAAGUUACUAUUGCUGAUGCAUAAAUGCCACAUUUUCUGAUGAAAUAAAAUUGUCUAACAAUGUU
This is a messenger RNA of Bombina bombina (fire-bellied toad), 553 nucleotides long. RefSeq names its product ribosomal protein S20 (gene RPS20). Lineage: Eukaryota; Metazoa; Chordata; Amphibia; Anura; Bombinatoridae. Bases 153 to 512 code for a protein of 119 amino acids. Gene Ontology annotation, biological process: translation. Gene Ontology annotation, cellular component: ribosome; cytosolic small ribosomal subunit. The transcript has 4 exons. The record is from RefSeq and is a predicted model, not a curated record. Gene Ontology annotation, molecular function: structural constituent of ribosome; RNA binding.